UGCACAGUGCAAACUAGUAGACUUAGGUAGAGAGACGCCUUUAGUUGACUACUUUUACUUGUAUGGUCUCUGAAGAACCACAGAUUGAGCAACGGAAGAGACUACAUACAUUCAUGACUUAUCGGAGGAGAGAAUCCGUGAGGUAUGUUACUGGGAAUCUUGGGAGAUCUUCAACCAUGCUAUCUCUAACCGAGAGUUCCAAGAAUGUUAUAGGACGUAUCAACAAAAUGUACAAGGAGAUGAAAACCCUUGAAAACUGGAGGAAGAUUGUCCUGUUCGUUUGCGUGGUUGCUUUAGCCUUUGAUCCUUUGUUUUUCUUUAUCCCUGUGAUUGAUUCUAACAAUUUCUGCUUCACUUUUGACAAGAAGCUUGGUGCAGCAGUUUGUGUCCUUCGUACUUUUAUUGACACUUUCUAUGUGAUUCAUAUCAUCUUUCUUUUUAUAACCGAACGCAUCGCUCCUCGUUCUCAAGUAUCCCUAAGAGGCGAGUUAGUCUUGCAUUCUAAGGCUAUACCAAAACGACGUUUCCUUUUCUACUUCAUUGUUGACAUUGUCUCUGUUCUCCCCAUUCCUCAGGUGGUGGUUCUUGCUUUCAUUCCAAGAAAGGAACGGAUUGCUGCAUCGCUAGUGACAAAGGAGAUACUGAAAUGGAUUAUGGUCUGUCAGUAUAUACCGAGAAGUAUCCGUAUCUAUCCGAUGUUCAAAGAAGUGACAAGAGCUUCUGGUACGGUAGCUCAAACUAAAUGGGUUGGAGCUGCUUUAAACCUUUUCCUUUACUUGUUGCCGAGUCAUGUGAUUGGUGCUUUCUGGUACUCGAAUGCAGUUGAGAAAAAAUACAGAUGCUGGCGUGAAGCGUGUGCUAAGGAACCCGGAUGUAAUCUCGCGAGUCUGUACUGUGCACGCAGCGGAGGCAACAGUCGUUUUCUGAACACUUCAUGUCCAUUAAUCAACCCUGAACAAAUCACAGACUCCACAGUCUUCAACUUUGGUAUGUACAUUGAUGCAUUGAAGUCUGGGGUGGUAGAGUCAAGGUAUUUUCCCAAGAAGUUCUUCUACUGCUUCUGGUGGGGUCUCCGGAAUCUAAGUGCUCUAGGCCAAAACCUGGAGACAAGUAACUCUGUAGGGGAGAUAGUGUUUGCUAUCAUCAUCUGCGUCUCUGGUUUACUCUUGUUUGCUGUUCUCAUUGGAAAUAUUCAGAAGUACUUGCAAUCAACGACUAUUAGAGUAGAUGAAAGGGAGGAGAAGAACAGAGACACAGAGAAAUGGAUGUCCUAUAGGAUGCUACCAGAGAGUCUAAAGGAACGCAUUAGGAUAUAUGAAGAUUACAAGUGGCGUGAAACCAGAGGCACAGAAGAGGAAGCUUUUCUCAGAAGCCUUCCUAAAGACCUCAGGCUUGAAACCAAACGCCACUUUUAUCUGGAGUUAUUAAAGCGUGUUCCUUGGCUUCAGAUUAUGGAUGAUGAUUGGCUACUAGAAGCACUGUGUGACAGGGUGAAGUCUGUUUUCUACUCAGCAAAUAGCUACAUUGUGCGCGAAGGCCACCCGGUUGAGGAAAUGCUGAUUGUAACAAGAGGCAAUCUGAGAAGUACAUCAGAAUCUAGUGAAUACUACUAUUCCAUCCUCAAGGCAGGUGACAUAUGUGGAGAUCUUCUCCUUUGGGUUCUUGAUCCCCGUCCUUCUCCUCGCCUUCCCACUUCAACCAGAACCGUAAUGACUCUUACAGAUGUUGAAGGCUUCACUCUCUUGCCUGAUGAUCUCAAGUUUGUAGCUUCUCAUUUCAAUCGCUUAAAUAACGAACUCAGGAACAUGUUCAGGUUCUAUUCAGAGCGUUGGCGAUUAUGGGGAGCAUGCUACAUACAAGCAGCUUGGAGGUUAUAUUCGAAAAGGAAGCUUCAUGAGACCUUAAGGGCCGAAGUAGGCGAACAACAGAUUCAACAAGACACAAAAUUUACUCUGGGAGCAACUAUUUGUGUCUCGAGAUUUGCUGCCAAAGCUUUGCGUACUUUGCGUACUCAAAAGCCAGACGACCCUGAGUUUUCAAAGCCUGAAGCAUAGUGUAAUAUAAUCGAAGGGAAAUGAUAGUAGUACUAGUUAGAAAAUGAGAAAGGUUUACUCAUCAAUCGUCAUGAAGACUCAUUGCCCUAAGCUUAAUUGUUACAAGUUAUUAAUCAUGUGAAACCUAAACAUUUUUGUAGUUAUUUUCAGCGGUUUGGGUACGUUAUUUCAAAGAUUUUUAUA
Raphanus sativus (radish) is the source of this 2237-nucleotide messenger RNA. RefSeq names its product probable cyclic nucleotide-gated ion channel 12. Gene Ontology annotation, cellular component: membrane. The record is from RefSeq and is a predicted model, not a curated record. NCBI's taxonomy places the organism in Eukaryota, Viridiplantae, Streptophyta, Magnoliopsida, Brassicales, Brassicaceae. Gene Ontology annotation, biological process: monoatomic ion transport; transmembrane transport. Gene Ontology annotation, molecular function: monoatomic ion channel activity.